AUGCAAAGUCAUCAGAAAUCCAACACAGACGUUAAGAGGAAAGACUUGGAGUUUGAUGUAAAUGAUUGGGUGUACCUAAAAGUUUCACCCAGGAAGGGAGUUAUGAUAUUUGUAAAGAAAAGGAAACUUAGUCCCCGCUACAUUAGUCCUUAUCAGAUUACAAAAAGGGUUGGUAAUAUAGCUUAUGAAUUGGAGUUUCCACCAGAGGUAGAAGCUAUACACCUAGUGUUUCACAUCUUUAUGCUUAAGAAGCUUUUAGGAGAUCCUUCUCUUGUUGUUCCGACUGAGAGCAUUAGGCUGAAGGAGAGUUUGACUUAUGAGGAGAUCCCAAUUCAGAUUCUUGAUUGUCAAGUUCACAAAUUGAGAACCAAGGAGGUAGAAUCCAUCAAAGUUCCAUGGCGAAAUCAGUUUGUUCAAGAGGCUACUUGGGAAGUUGAAGAGCAUAUGAAGGCUAGAUACCCGCAUCUAUUCGAGCCUUCUAAUGUCGUUGUUGAGGGUAAUGUUCCUUUGUCUUAUCCUUGA
This is a messenger RNA of Solanum dulcamara, 522 nucleotides long. RefSeq lists its product as uncharacterized. The transcript has a single exon. NCBI's taxonomy places the organism in Eukaryota, Viridiplantae, Streptophyta, Magnoliopsida, Solanales, Solanaceae. The record is from RefSeq and is a predicted model, not a curated record. Bases 1 to 522 code for a protein of 173 amino acids.